AUGCCUAGACUGGCGCCAAUAAACCUCAAUCCAUACCACUUUCCAUAUGCGACCAAGUGGUCCGCAUAUGGGAUGAAUUACGAUAAAACCCCUCAUCAUUGUGCUCCUGGAUAUCGGAUGUUCUUCGAUCAUUUCGAAGAAGAUAUUUUUAUAUGGAGGCCCUAUCUUAAACUUGAAGAUGAGGAUCCAACUGAAAGUGACAUGUGGAGUUCUACAACAUUCAUAUUUUGUUUCACUUUUGUUGAAAUACAUCAUUCGGAUAGGGUGAAACUCCAAUUCGGGAUUCAAUAA
Molecule: messenger RNA, 291 nt
Organism: Lathyrus sativus (Indian pea)
Lineage: Eukaryota; Viridiplantae; Streptophyta; Magnoliopsida; Fabales; Fabaceae
Source: the annotation of a GenBank genome assembly